This is a messenger RNA of Cydia splendana, 1808 nucleotides long. RefSeq lists its product as uncharacterized. The record is from RefSeq and is a predicted model, not a curated record. The transcript has 2 exons. NCBI's taxonomy places the organism in Eukaryota, Metazoa, Arthropoda, Insecta, Lepidoptera, Tortricidae. The coding region runs from base 140 to 802 and encodes 220 amino acids.
CCUCAUUCACCCACGUUAUAAAAGAGAAAACAAACCUACUUUUUGCCUACAUACAUUGUGCAUAGUAAAAAAUAGUUUAAAAAGAGCCCACUUCUAUUGUAGUACUGCAGACGUGCUUUGUGGUGGUUUCGUAAUAGCCAUGGACCGUGCUGGUAAGAUUGCAUCUUUGACUGUCUUGAAUGUCUUGAUGAAAGUAGUAUCAUGUUCCAUACUUGGUUUAACUUACAUGGACCCCCUCAAUUUGGUUCCAUCUAAACCUCACUUGAGGGGCGAAGAUCCUUGCAAGCCACUUUACUGGUACCCUAGACAAAUUCCUGAUUAUUGCUACGCUCCAAAACCUGAUGUCGCACCAAUGCCAUUGCCUUUGCCUCCGCUUCCGCCGCCAGUGCCGCUACCGAUGCCGUUGCUUCCGCCGCCAAUGCCGCUACCCGUGCCAAUGCCGAUGUAUUUACCAAUGCCGGGGCCUCUAGCACUGCCUCCACCGAUGCCAGGACUAAUGCCUCUUCCACCGUACGCUGCACCCGCACCUAUCCCCUUGGGGUCUCCGGCAUUCCCACCGAAUUUACUGCCAGGACCAGCAAUACCUGCGAUUCAAAGAGGCUUAGUUCCAGGUGUGGAGGGUCUAGUAUCUCCCGACGGAGCUAUAAACAUUCUGCCGUUUUCGGACGCGUAUUCAGAGCUACUGGAGAAACACAAACAGAAAAUGAUAAGGAGAAGGCUGCAAAAACUUCUAGACGAAUACGAGUACCAUCCGAAGAAGAAACAUCAUCAUCACCGAAAGCGUGUCUGGAUGGAUUAUUAGUAAUACCGGUUAGUUGAAUUGAGAUGUUUCCAUUCAAACAAAUAUAUUAAUAAUUAAACAUUUAUUACAAGUAUUUAUUAAUAUAGGUACUUAUACCUAAGUUUACAUUAAAACGUGACUUAAACAUGAUAUGUAUAUUUGUAAACUUACAUAUCAAGGACUAUCAAUGGACGUGAUUGAUAGUCAUUAGUCUUAACUAUUGGACGGACUUCCUGAGGGCUACAAAUUGUACACAUUAUUAAAUAGUCAAUAUGUAUGAAUAUCCAAAUAUUUACUUGUUAAAUACCUAAGUAGCUAAGAAUUACACUAUCCUAUUUAUAAAUAUAAAUAGGUACCAUGACCUAAAUGUUUAUAUUAUACGAAUAAUUCGUCGUAUUCUAUGCGAUGAUAUCAAGAUCUAGAUUCAGUCACUAAAAUUUAUUUCUCGAAGUGUAAAUGUCACUGUGAUUUGAUUCCGUGGAACAUUUUUCAUUUUCCUAAGAAAUGUCUGAGGAACGUCAUAUCAAAGGCUCCGAUGGCCAUCCAUCGAACGAGUAGUUAUUCAGGGGAGUACAGUCCGCAUCAAAGUAGCAGAUCAUCAGACUACACGUACCAAAGUACCAUUCACUAACAGCUUAACAAAUAUAUGUAUGUCUCUAUAUGAGACAUUUUAUUUCUAAUUAUCUUUGCUAUUAGAUCAUAACAUAUACUUUUUAAACGUGAACUGUAGAGAUAUAUGUAAUAUACCUACUUGGAAGUAAGUGGUAAUUAGUUUUGUGCGUGGUUUCAUCCGUUAAUAUUGAUGCUGACUGUCAUCUAUUGAGAAAAUGCAUUGAGUAGGUAAUAGACUUAUAGAAACCACAUGAUUGAAACUAAGUAUUUUUCUAAAGUUACUUACCCCUAGGUUUAAAAUUAUCAAAACUCAAUUAAUUUUAGUAUUUUUUACAUUCAAUGCUUAAGUACAUAUUGCCACAAGAGUAGGUACAAUAACGAUUAUAAAAUAACUAAACUACAACCACUUUAAAAU